AUGUAUGCCUCAGCUAUGCGCGGUGGCCGUCGGCCCAUCGUGCAGCGCUUCGACGAGUAUUAUCGGUGCUACCCCAUGAUCAUGGUACCAGGAGCUGAGCGACCCGAACUUAACCACGGAUCCAAGAUCAUUCUUCCCCCUUCCGCACUCGAGAAGGUCUCCAAGCUGCAUGUGCAGUGGCCUCUACUUAUGGAGCUCAUUAAUGGGGAGAACGACAAGCACACGCACUCGGGUGUCUUGGAGUUCGUCGCCGAGGAGGGCAGGGCCUACCUUCCACAGUGGAUGAUGCAGACGCUGCAACUCGAUGUCGGUGACAUGAUCCAGAUCAAGUCCACGUCGUUGGAGCUGGCCCGGAUGGUCAAGCUGCAACCGCAGUCCACCAAGUUCCUCGACAUCAGUGACCCUCGUGCCGUGCUUGAGAAGGCAUUCCGAAAUUUCGCCACCCUCACCAAGGGUGAUGUGUUCAGUUUUGAAUACAACGACGAUGUCUACGAGAUGGCGGUCCUCGACGUCAAGCCCGAGACCACCAAGAUGGGUGUCAGCAUGAUCGAGACGGACGUUUCAGUAGACUUCGCUGCCCCUGUUGGCUAUGUAGAGCCGGAAAGGCAGGCUAAGGGAAGUGGAACCAGCACCCCACGGAGUACCCGUGGCGGUGGUCUUCCUGCCGGUGGCUUGUUGCACAGCCAGGGCGGCAUGGCACAGGCCAUCAACUACGAUGCUAUUGCCCCCGGCUCUGCCAGGUCAGCAGCGACCAACUUCUUGGGAGAGGGCAACAAAAUCGGCAAAAAGGGUAGUAAGGAUGGCACGCCUGUCAAAUCAUCGACACCGGUGGCCGGCGUGUCGACCAACGCAAAAACCAGCGGCACAAGUCAGGAUCCCAUCCCUCGUCGCCGCACCAACGGGCCUUUGCCUCUUCGUUUACCUGCCAACAAGCUUUUCUUCGGCUACGAGAUCAAGCCCGUGAAAACUGAUGCACAAAAGGAGGAGGAAAAGGAGAGCGCGAAGAGGCCACACUUUGCCGGCCAAGGACAAACGCUACGUGGUGGAGUUGCUAAGCGCAAGGGCGAUGAAAAUGAGCAGUCCCCGGCGCCGGAAAAGCGGCCGAGCGAGGGAAGAAGACUUGAUGGGAAGACCUGA
Pyricularia grisea is the source of this 1137-nucleotide messenger RNA. RefSeq lists its product as uncharacterized. Lineage: Eukaryota; Fungi; Ascomycota; Sordariomycetes; Magnaporthales; Pyriculariaceae. The record is from RefSeq and is a predicted model, not a curated record. The transcript has a single exon. Gene Ontology annotation, molecular function: polyubiquitin modification-dependent protein binding. Bases 1 to 1137 code for a protein of 378 amino acids. Gene Ontology annotation, cellular component: VCP-NPL4-UFD1 AAA ATPase complex.